AAUGUGAACGCAUAAAGUUGUUUCAUUAGUUCCUAGUGUUUAGCUGUUUUUUUAUGUUUGUUAUACUGCGUAUUUAGCGUUUAUUAAUUUAUUUAGUGUACUAGUGAAUGUCCGAAGAAAUGCUCGCGAUGCACUAUUCAGCGUUGCUGCCCAGUGUUGUAUUGAUGCUAGUCCUGACAGUUACUGUUGAUGCCAAACAGUGUUCCUCCCCGAGAGAUGUGUGCGUACUGGUGAAACACUGUCCCCAUAUUUACGAUGCAAUCCUUUCGAACGAGGCGCGCCAAAAUGCCACCCUGCAAAACUACAUCCUAUCCCGUGCGUGUCACGCCGCGAGUGGCGAUGAGGCUCCACGUGUUUGCUGCGACAGCUCGCGGACAGCGGGCCUCGGCGAACGUUGUCUCAACUCGGAGAACAAACCCGGGAAGUGUGUAGCCGGAACACAGUGCGAACCAAUCGCGAGGUAUCUCAAGCGGGCCCGUCGCAAUGCCCUUGCUGAGCGGGAGUUAGACCAAAGUGUGUGCUAUCGUGAAGAUGAUAAGAACUACUACUGCUGUCCUGAACAGUCCAUUCUCGGAACACCGACCAAAAAACACCGCCCGAAGGAUGAUAACAACCUUCAGCCGGUUGCAAAUGCCUUCACAACCUGUCGGGACGCAAAGAGCGAGCCCGGUUUGUGCCUUCCGGUGCGACACUGUGAUCCAAUAUUUCAGGCCUUCCUCGACUCCCGCAUCAAUCGUGAUCAGCACCUGGCGGAAUUCGUUCGGAGCAGUACCUGUCCAUCGGAUGCGACCAACGGACAUUCGAUAUGUUGCGCGAAACCUCGUAUCAAAGCCGGUAACGCCUUCAUUCGGCACCCGAAUGCGGCCAAGCUAGGAUUUAAUCGCUGUGGUGUGGUUCGUUUCGUGGAUAAGAUUCUACAGGGCACCGAAGCGGGACUCGGGCAGUACCCGUGGAUGGCAAAUUUGAUGUAUAAGCGGCGGAAUGCGGAGGUGAAGACCCUUUGCAGCGGUUCGUUGAUUCAUCCACGGUAUGUGCUCACGGCGGCCCACUGUAUGAGGGGAAGUGUUCGUCCUUUCGCUGUUCGUCUGGGUGAGCACAAUCUGGAUUCCGAGCCGGACUGCGUCAAACGAGUUUGUGCUGGUCCGGUUAAAGAAUAUAUCAUCGAGGAGCUAAUCCCGAACGAAAACUUCAACGGUUACAGUGCCGAUCAUGAUAUCGCCUUGAUACGACUGGAGAAGCAAGUUGAGCUGUCGGAGACGCAGAUCUAUCCAGUAUGUUUACCACUGAGCCAGAAUCUGUUGAUGCUGAUGCCGAAGAAACUAACCGUGACUGGAUGGGGUCUGACGGAGGAAUUAACAUCCUCACCGGCACUGCUGGAAGCCGAGCUGGAAGUCGUCGAGCGGACGCAACUGUGCGACGGGGAGUCGACUUUCUGCGCGCGGGGUAGAAAUAAGGCGAGUCAUUGUCGGGGGGAUUCUGGCGGACCCUAUCAGACGGUUGUUCCCACAGUCGAUGGUUACAGAUACGUUCAGUUUGCGAUUAUUUCCGGUGGACCCGGUCAGUGUAGCAUAGAGGAAAAGCAGCCAGGCGUAGGAGUAAUGGUUGGAUAUCACCUCAAUUGGAUACUCGAUAAUAUGAGAAUUUGACCUGAAUGGGAUGCGACAUGAGAGAGCAAUGUCAUGACAAUAAAGAAAAAAAAAAUAUUUAUUUUACCAAAUCAAGAGGAAAUGGUAUGUUUCCGAAAGCACUGACAUCAUCGCCUCGGUUCCCAGAAAAAAUCACAGAAGAAAUAACCCUUACGGAAAGCACCGUUUUGUCUCAAAUUCCGAACACUUAAUUUUUAAAUGUAAAUUUACUGAACUUUAAUGUUAUAAAUGAUUGAAUAGUGAAAACUCUGAAAUUAUGUGGGUUAUAGGCCUAAGGGGGGAACCUUAUCUGGAAGGUCGGAAAAUAAUGAAUUUCCGUGGAUUUUUUUUUGAUGUUGCGAAUAAAAUGAAGUGUACUAAGUAAUUGAAAAAAAUGACUGUAGAAAACAGUGAUAAAAUGUUUGUAUUAGCAAAUAUUGUAAAAAAACAUACAUCAUUAAGUUUUCAGUUUUUGAAGUUUUUGUAGUAACUAUUUUGUUUGCAGUUUCCAUGUUAAAUGCUAGAGAAGGUAAGAAUCUAUUUGUAUAUACAGCCAAUCCAAUCCAAACCGAUGGCUCUCAGAUUUUCGUGGAAAGUGAUAGAUUUGGUCUUUAUCGUAAACAAUUGGACCCGUAUUUAUUAUUUUUUCGUUAAGGUAACCAUUUCGAAAAAAAAUUGUUUUCACACUUUUUUCCUAAAAUGACUUUUUACAAAAAUUCAUAACUUUCGAACUACUGGACCGAUUUAAAUGUUCGACAUAUCAAAUUAAAGCCACCUCGUCUUUCCAGGACAAAUACUUCAGUUGCAGGAAUUUUAAAUUUUGUUUCCGUUAUUGUGUCAUUGAUAGUAUUUGUUUUUUAUGGUUUUCAUGGUCUCGGGACCAAGGGCUCUAUAUUUUUUUAUUUUUUUAUUUAUAACUUUUGAACUACUGUACCGAUUCAGAUGAUUGACGAACCAAAUUAAUGCACUUUAGCUUCUAGUAUAGUCGCAUAGAAAUAUUGAACGAACACUAAAAACAUGUUAACAUCGAAAAAUCAUUACAUUAAAACGAUAAAGAACCCAUCUCAGAUUUUUGGAUAAGUUAUAUAAAAAAAAACUUCAGCUUUCAAGAAAAAAUAUAAAAAAAUAAGGCGCUCUUAGUCCCGAAACCAUGUAAACUAUACAAAAACAUACAACCAAUAAUCACAAAAACAAAAUCCAAUUUCUUCGAAAAUGUAAUAUGAAAAAGAAGUCUAGCAUAAACAUAUAUACAUGUACACGAUAAAAAUCCGGCUCUGUUACAGAUAAAAUGCGAGCCUGAUUGGCUUUAAUUUGAUAUAUCGGUCUAGUAGCUCAAAAGUUAUGAAUAUUUAAAAACAGUCAUUUUAGGAAAAAAAAAGUGAUUUUUCGAACCACCCUAAAACGGAAAAAGGUCACCCUAAUGAAAAAAAUUAAAAAUACGGGUCUAAUUGUUUGCGAUGAAGAACAAAUUUACCAUUUCUCAUUAAAAUCUGAGAUUGGCAUGGAAUGGCUGUUUAUUAGGGUGACAGCGAAAAUGGUCAUGUCAAAUUUCAAAAACCGACCAUGUACAUUUUGUUUAUUGGCCAAAAAAAUGACCUGUGCAAAAUUUCAGCUCAAUCGGACAUGAUUUAGGGGUGCCUCAAAGCACUCAAAGAUUUGAUUUUUUGAUCCUCAAAAAUCUUCCAAGGGGGGAGGAAAUUUGGAAAAUCGAAAAAAAAAUCCGAUGCCAAAUGACUUAAAAAUGCAUGAAACGUUGAGAUCUGGUGUCAUCUAGGAGACAAAUUUUUGGCCUAAAAUCGACCUUUUGGGGCAUGAGUGGCCAAGAAAUCAAAACUUUCAGUGCAUAACACAGCAGCUCAGAAGGUUAUGCUGGUAGGACCAGGUGGGUGUGGUGUACUAUGAGCUGCUAGAACCGAAUGAAACCAUUACGGGGGAUCUCUACCGACGACAAUUGAUGGGUUUGAGCCGUGCACUGAAGGAAAAACGGCCACAAUACGAGCAAAGACAUGAUAAAGUUAUUUACAGCACGACAAUGUUCGGCCGCAUGUCACGAAACCGGCCAAACAUACUUGGAAACACUGAAAUGGGAGAUCCUAUCACACCCGCCGUAUUCUCCAGACAUUUCUCCGUCCGAUUACUACCUUUUUCGAUCGAUGCAACAUGGCCUGGUUGACCAGCACUUUUCCAAUUUUGAUGAAGUCAGAAAAUGGAUCGAUUAGUGGUUAACCGACAAACCGGUCGAUUAAGUUGUGACUAGCAAUGGGCAAUAAUUAGAAUAUUGAAUGUGUAACCAUUUUCGCAACAUAGAGCAUUAAUUUUUGAAAAAAAAAACGUAGAAACUUACCGGUACUCAUAUUAUAUUUUUACAUACUUAUAUAUUUGUAUAUAUAUUGUAUAUAUAUUACCUUAAGAAAAAGCAGGACAUUUUAAAGAAACUAAAAUAAAAGAUUCACUUGCAGGCUAAGAAGUUUGUAUGUAAUUUUGGAGUCAUUCAAGUUCAGUAGUGUCUAAAUUUCAAAAAGAGCUUUGGCUUUCGUGAGAUUGGAAUAUUGUAUAUAGCGAAAAGUUUACGGCA
Molecule: messenger RNA, 4200 nt
Organism: Toxorhynchites rutilus septentrionalis
Lineage: Eukaryota; Metazoa; Arthropoda; Insecta; Diptera; Culicidae
Product: CLIP domain-containing serine protease HP8-like
Exons: 4
Coding region: 108-1646 (512 amino acids)
Biological process (GO): proteolysis
Molecular function (GO): serine-type endopeptidase activity
Source: RefSeq, a predicted model, not a curated record